CUCGUGGCUGGGUGAGCAUGGACCCCGUGCGCGACACGCUGGGCCGGGUGUUCGGAUUCGAGGCCUUCAGGUCCGCGCUGCAGGAGGACGCGGCCCGCGCCGUGGCGAGCGGGACCAAAGAUGUGUUCGUCUCCAUGCCGACCGGGGCCGGGAAGUCGCUGUGUUACCAGCUGCCAGCGGUCAUGGCGCCCGGGGUCUCCCUCGUCAUCUGUCCACUUAUUGCCCUCAUCCAGGACCAGCUGGAGCACCUGCACCAGCUCAACAUCCCAGCGCGGACGCUCAACUCGAAGAUGGGAGCGCAUGAGCGACAGGCGGUGGUGGAGGAUCUCCACGCCGACCCGCCGAGCCUCAAGAUGCUCUACAUCACGCCCGAGAUGGCCGCCACGCAAAGCUUCGGCGCCGUCCUGGGUCGGCUGGCGUCGCGCCAGCUGCUGUCCUGCCUGGUGGUGGACGAGGCGCACUGCGUCUCUCAGUGGGGCCACGACUUCCGGCCCGACUACCUGAAGCUGGGCCGGUUGAGGUCCUUGCUGCGUGGCGUGCCCUGCGUUGCGCUGACCGCUACGGCCACAAAACAGGUGCAAGAGGACAUUGUGUCUAUCCUGAGCCUGGACAAGCCGGCGAUUUUCAAAAGCUCCUGCUUUCGUCCAAACCUCUUUUACAACGUGAGCUACAAGGAGGUCAUUCAGGACCCUUACAAGGACCUGACGCACUUCUGCCUCAAAGCCCUGGGGAAGAAGAAUGCAGCUGGGGGCUUUGAUGGCAGUGGGAUUGUCUACUCUCGCACCAGAGAAUCCUGCGAUAUGUUGGCCUAUGAGCUCACCAAGAGAGGGGUAAAGACCAAGGCUUACCAUGCAGGCUUGAAGGCGGACGACAGAAGCAGGGUGCAGGUCGAGUGGAUGGAGGGAGAGACGCCCGUCAUUGUGGCCACCAUCAGCUUCGGCAUGGGUGUGGACAAGGCCAAUGUCAGAUUCGUGGCCCACUGGAACAUUGCCAAGUCGAUGGCCGGGUACUACCAGGAAUCGGGGCGAGCGGGGAGGGACGGGAAGCCCGCGUUCUGUCGCCUCUACUACUGCCGUAAGGAGCGGGGCCAAGUCAGCUUCCUCAUCUCCAAAGACAUCGCUGCAAGCAAGAAAAAAAAGGAUGAUACAGGAAAGGUUUCAGAAAAAGACAAGGCAGCCAUGGCUGGAUUUGAAGCGUUGGUCAACUUUUGUGAGAAACUUGGGUGCAGGCACAAGGCGAUAGCUCGCUACUUUGGAGACAACAUACCCGACUGCCGCAGCGUGUGCGACAGCUGCAAGGACCCGGCGUUGUUGGUCCAGGAUCUGGACGCGCUGCAGAAAGCGGGGUCGAGCAAAUCGUUUGGUCGAACCGCCAUCCAGCAGCCGCAGAAAGCGAGCGGCCCGUUCGGCUUCGACCGGGACCUGUACGCCGGGGGCCGGCGAGGAUACGGCUUUGAGCGAUAUGAUGAAGAUGAUGAAGGCGGCAGCAGCAGUGGCAACCAGGAGGAGGCGUUGAGGCUUAAGAAGGAGUGGAACGACUUGUAUCGGCACCAGAUCAGCCUACGCAAGAAUGAAGAUGCAGAUAAUUUUUUGGCCCCAGACCCCGACUGCCCUCUCCUAGACGCUUCCAGCAGGAAGGUAUCCAAGCUUACCGUCAAGGUGCGUGAACACUGCAUGCAGAAGUUGCUGGAGGCCCUGGAGGGUAACGAGACCUGCCGCACCCAAUCAGCUGGCGGCACUUGCGACGGAGUGGAUGUCGAUGCCAGAAGCUAUGCCAUCGAUUUGGAAUAUGAGAUUUUCAAGGCCAGCAAAAUGGCUAACCUGUACAAGGCAAUGUGUCUCAAGAAGGUGGCGGAGAUCGGCCAGCACACGAAGGAGGCCCGGCCCCACGAGCUGUGGGCUCGGGGCCUGCUGAACGGCGCCCUGCUGGAGGAACAACGCCGCUCGUCGCUCGACGCCUCCUCGCAGUCCUCCUCCUUCUACUCCAAAAAGUCCAGUCGCACAAGCCUCGCUCAGCCGACGUUGAACAGCCAGUCUUUCCAGAAGGCCUCCUACUUGCUCAAGCUCGCGGGUUCCCAGGGUCCCGAGAGCCCCGCUGGAUCUAAUCCGGCGAGUUCCCAGGACGUGGCGACCGAGUGGGAUUCGGACCCCGAGUCCGCGCCUUCCACCAACGGCGCUCGUUCCGGUCGCGGUGGCGGCAAUGACGGCGCGCACGCCGCGGACAGACACCUCGCGAAGGUGAAUUCGCGUAACCUUAAACGGGAAGCUGCCGACAGCAGCGACCAGGUGAAGCAACAGCCCUCCGGCUCUGACAAGCUGUCUGUGAAGCGGCAAGCCCUCGCCAAUACCGCCAGGAAGAACUCGCAGGACAUCAAGAAAAUGUUUGAGAGAAAAGCCCCCGGUGGUGGUGGUGGCGGUGGUGGCGGUGCCGAGUCAUCCGCAGAGGCCUGCGGUGCGGCUCAGGGCCAGGAGGUGCAAGUUUGCGGCGCUGCCGACGGGACCGAUGUUACGGCAAACGAUGCCAGAAGCGGUGUGGAAACGCCGCUGGGCAGAGACGCGGAAUCUCUCACGGGUGUCACUCGAGGAAAGGGAGCACAGGGGGGGAAUGGAUUAUCAUCCUCUGCAACUACUGCCAAGGUUGAGGGCGGUGGCGUAACAGCUCUUCUGGCGGAAGAACCGAGCUGUGCGGUGGUGGCCUCAAGUAAAGAAACGGCGCUCCCGGGGCGACACACCACACAACGUCUCAAGCGCCUUCGCUUCAAGGACGAGGAAGUCCAGAGCCCCACGUGCAAGAAAGUCGCCAAAGUGUCUGCAGCUGAGGCGCACGUCGGGACUCGGGGUGACGCAGAACCCAGCGGUCACUCGGAUCGCGGCGGUCACUCGGAACCUCGCCACAACGUCAUCGCCAUCGGCCACAAAACGAGAGGGGCGAAGGGCGGCGGCGGUGGCGGCGUCGAGCUGAAGGUGGCCGCCGACCUGGUGGUGAAGUUGCUAACGCCCUUCUUCCGGGAAGGGAAAUUUGCGUCAAAGGACCUGUUCAAGGGCUUUGCGCGGCACCUGUCGAACCAGCUGACGCAAGACAGCUCUGUGACGCCUCUAAACGUGAAAGAAAAAGCCAAGCAUAAAAUAGGGAUCUUCUUUAAAAAGCAAAAGAAGUGCGACAAGGAAGACGACUGGAAACUGCUGUGAUGUGACCAUCCUUUCCUCGCAGUCUUCAUCUCCUGUCUGCUCGGGGAGAGCGGCACCUCCAGAUUGUGUUCAUUACGCCGAAGCUGCUGUCGGACGAUGACCCGACAAAUGAUUUUGUUUGUAAAUACUGUACAGAACUUAAAUUCGUUUUCUUUGCAUUCGACUCUAUUUCGUGCCUCCUGAAGCGGCCGCCUGCUGUGUUGCGCCGUGCUGCGGUGCUUCUUACGCGGCGCUGCGGCCUGCGUUACCUUCCAUUGACUCGGUACGAUUCUGCCCGGUUCCGUUCGUCGUUGGUUCACCACUACCGUAGCUUUUCACGGUCGUGCGGUUUCUCUCCCCGGUGUGUUUUCAGAUUGCGUCUCGCGUGCUGUCCGGCCUGAUGUGUCCGAGUGUCGCGUUGGAUGUUUUGCUCCAUGAGCUGGGAACUACUACCAGGAUAGGAUACAGAAACUGAACACCUGAAGAAGUUCCCAGCACGUGGAGGGAAAUUUGAGACGUCACGGCAAACGGCGCAGUGGUUCGAACCCGAAAAAACCCUGCAGAGCGAUAUUGUCGAUUUAGUUUCACGAGGGGUUGCGGCGAUGCCGGGGGACAUCCGAUUUCCAUGGGAGUUUCUUUUUUAAGGUUUUCACCGGUGUGGCAUCUUCCUGGCUGCCUGCGCUGGUCUUCAUAUCUAAUCGCUGGCCUUGAUAUCUUAAAGCUCCGCAGCAUUCCUGAACCUCGUGUGCCUCGUUCCCGCGUUAAUCGCCGGGGGGUUUAUGUUCAUUUAGACACGAGGUCGUACGUGGCUGAUGGAAUAUUUGUGUUUUAUCAAGACGGUCAGCAUGUUGAGUUUUUUCAGUGUUACUUUAAACCUCUUCCCCGAAAUGGGGAAAAAAAGUGCAAUUUCAUUUAUGCUUAGAAUUUUAAGAAUGCAAGAAUAUCAGAGCACCUGAGCAGUGUCUAUAAUAAAGCCAAAGUUGUCAAAUAAUGUUUGUCUCUGUCCCGGACCAUCCCUCCUCUGUCUGCCCAGCAGUAUGAAUGGGCAACUCAAAGUUAGUCCAUCGGCAGGCCGUGUAUGGUGCGGUAAGUGUGAAUACUCAAACCUCUUACGUUUAUUUAUAAUUUUAAGUCCACUCUUGUCUUUCAUAUUUGUGGUGGCCUCAUCCACACAAAAAUAUAGGUCACAGAGGACUGAUACAUCAGCUGUUCCUUAAGCGGUCUCAGAAAUGGCUUGGUUACGAAGGUAAGACUUUAACCUUCAAGAAGUCUGAAUUCACUAGUUGAAAUAGUAUAUGAUGUUUUAUCUUCUAUAAUUGAGUCCCAUGGGGGGGGAGCAUUAUGCAAUCUCUUAUGAACUCUGUUGCCUGAGACUUCCUGUUGAUGGCUACCAGGCCAUCAAGAAAUAUACCGUCUUGGUUUGACAAAGAACUUGUGGUUGAUCUUAAAUUGUUUGCAAAAUUAAUGAUGAACAAAAACAUUGCUACGUCCUUCCAGAAAAAAAACCGUAUCUUCGUAACGAGGAUAACCAUGUGCAUGUCAUAUAUUUUGUAAAUAUUUAAUAUAUUUUGUCAAAGACAUUUGGAGCUUACUGAAUACAUUUGGAAGUCAUAUCAUCGGCUGCGUGUGAUGCACCAAUUGAGAAUCGGUGACAGAGAAAUCGGGGGGCUACUCGAGCACAUCAAUAUAAAUUGCAACAGACAAUGCCAGCAGUGGCUGCUGGACAAUACGUUUUUUUUUAAAUGAUAAAUUAAGCAGAUUAUACACGUAAGAUGCAAUGAGAUGUUUUUUUUUGUUCCCAAUUGUUGGCGGAGGAAACAUUGGCAUGGGGUUUUUGCUCAAAUAAAACACAAAGGAUUACUUGGCCAAUGCGUGGAUUGGGUCAUGCAGUACAGUACGUGCAAAGCUGAAUGUAAUGCCAAAGUGCGAAAACAUUUAAACAAGCGGGGAGACAAUAACCUUGGUCCAUCUCCUUCCAUGUUUAGACGACUUGACAACACUGAAAGCCACGAUAAAUACAACACACCAGCUCAGCUCGGCGGGGACAGAUGGACACGCUGAAAGAGUCUUAACUCCAUUGGAACCUCAUUUGCCAGUAGCAAAAUAUGAUAAUUGGGUUUUUACCCUUUUAUCUGGCAACAAAACUGACACCUUUUUUUACAAGGAGUCAUGUUUCCAUUGACCACAAUACCUGCAGUCGGAAUGCAAACAAAAAAACAUAACUCUGAUAAUGUAUGCACUGUCCUUGAAAUUGAUUGGUCCACACCCGAGACAGCUUUCCUUAGAGCCUAGUCUCACAUGGUGUUGGACCAGAUGACGCCAAAAGGCGCACAACUCAA
Messenger RNA from Lethenteron reissneri (Far Eastern brook lamprey), 5506 nucleotides. RefSeq names its product RecQ like helicase 5 (gene RECQL5). Gene Ontology annotation, cellular component: nucleus; chromosome; cytoplasm. Gene Ontology annotation, molecular function: four-way junction helicase activity; nucleic acid binding; ATP binding. Gene Ontology annotation, biological process: double-strand break repair via homologous recombination; regulation of DNA-templated transcription. The record is from RefSeq and is a predicted model, not a curated record. Lineage: Eukaryota; Metazoa; Chordata; Hyperoartia; Petromyzontiformes; Petromyzontidae.